AUGGAUAACUUAAAUGUUGGGAUUGUCGGGCUCGGUUGGGUCGCUGGCGCUCAUAUCGAAGCCUUUAAAACCGUUACAGGUUCGGAUGUCACUGCUAUCUGCUCACGGCGCGAACACGAUGAAUCUGUAUUGGCGGAAACAUACGGAACACCUCUCAAAGCCUAUACCGAUUUUGAUAAAAUGCUUGCCGACCCAGACGUACAUAUUAUUGAUAUUUGUACACCACACCCUUUUCACGCGGAACAAGCCAUCGCCGCUGCAGAAGCCGGAAAACACCUCAUUAUUGAGAAACCGAUCUGCCUCACGUACGAAGAUGCGAAAACCGUUCGCGAUGCCGUCAAAAGCAAUGGUGUCAACGUCUGUGUCUGCUUUGAGUGCAGAUAUAGUGCGCAUUUUACGAUGAUCCGCUCCGUAAUUGACAAUGGACUGCUCGGCGAACUCCACUACGCCGAAGUCGAUUAUUACCACGGUAUCGGACCUUGGUAUGGGCAAUACGAAUGGAAUAUCAAAAAAGACUUUGGCGGCAGCACACUACUCACGGCUGGAUGUCAUGCCCUUGAUGCACUCCUCUUUUUUAUGGAUGGAAACGUUGAAGAGGUAACCGGUUAUCACACACAAUCCACGGGUGCUAAUUUUCAACCUUAUGAAUAUAAGACGACAAGUGUGAGUCUCAUUAAGUUUGAAGGUGGUGGAAAGAUUGGGAAAGUUACCUCCUGCGUUGAUUGCUUGCAGCCCUACUAUUUCCACAUCCACCUCGUAGGAAGUGAAGGCAGCCUACUUGACAACCGCAUCUACCCGCGAAACUUAAAGGGAUGGAUAAAAGUAAGUGGAGCACACUUGAGACUUCGCUUAUUGAUUCUGGCGAUGUCAGUGAUCAUCCAUACGAACCACAGUUCCAAGCUUUCAUAG
Geodia barretti is the source of this 909-nucleotide messenger RNA. The record is from the annotation of a GenBank genome assembly. NCBI's taxonomy places the organism in Eukaryota, Metazoa, Porifera, Demospongiae, Tetractinellida, Geodiidae.